GAAGAAGAUGAGAGGAGUCUCCCUGCUGCUCAGGAGUUUGUUGUCUGAGGUGGAUGAUGGAGACAUCGUGACCACAACGGAGACAGUUUUCAACUUUUUAUCUCCUGUUACCUUUUUUCAUUCAGCAUUUUUUGUUGAAUGCACUUUUGUCUGACUGGUUUCUCUGUUGCACUUCUAUAAUCUGUAACUUAAAAUCUGUUUGCCUUAUUAAAACCACAUAUUUCUACUUGUCUGUGUUUGAUUGUUUCUAUGUGAAGGAUCGUACAAUCAGCUGAUCAAUAACCAGCUGGAAGGAAGAGAUCUUUAAUGACACAGGAGGAAUCAUUACUGUAAGAAAGACCUGCUGUAAUGUUGUAUUUGCACCUGAUUACCUGUUUGAACACUCAUGCAUUACAGCACAGGUGGAGUCUGGUGUGCAGGCUGCGCCACCUUGUGGUGGAUGUUAUCAGCUGCUCUUUAAAGAAACACUGACACUGUCUUUUAACAGUCUGGUUGAAGUUUUCUCUCCAGGCAGUGAUGUGAAGUAAAACCAUUUAAACCAUUUUUACUCUGUUGAAUUUUUUUAAUUGUGGAGGAAAUACUCAGAUCUUUUACUUCAGUAAAAUAGUGAAACAACAGUGUAAAAAUAUGAGUACAAGUAAAAGUCCUGCAUUCAGAACAUGACUUCAGUGAAAGCACUUACAUCAAAAUAUAUAUUUAUAUUUAUAUUAAUUAUAAUUAUUGAUGUGUCAAAGGAUAAGUUCACCCAAAGUUUUUUCUUUUUUUUUUUUUUGUUGCGCUGUCAUCAACACUAAUUGUUUUAUUCUGAAAAGUAACCGGAUGUUAUGAUGUUGUUUCCGCGAGUCACUUCCGGUCUAGAAUCCCUGAAUACCAACUGCCGGAAACCGCCGAGGGAGUCCGAGUCCGAGAGUAUGAGGUCAUCGUUUUCAUCACAACAGGUAACAACAAGUCGCUACGUCACGUCUCAUUCACCUACAAAGUAAAAACACCUGCAGGAGAACAGCUACACCCAACUCUGAGGUGAGAUAAAGAUCUCUGGAUCAGACCGUACGUGACUGAGAAUGGGUGGAGAAAGAGGCGAGUUGACACCAAGCCCUGGAGAAAGUGAGGAAAAGUCAAAAGAGGACAGACUUAAUUUAAAAGAAGGACGAUCUCUCGACAGGUCAAGAGAGGCCAGAAUGCAGGAGCAGCUUGUGAAGAAGAAGUCAAGAGACGACGUCAUUGAUUUCAAAGAAGAACAACCUCCUCCCAGUGACGGGAAGAAUCUCUCAACUACCCAGAAGUCUGAUGACGGAGGUGGGAUGUAACUUGCUGAUGUACCUGCCAGCAGCAACUUCCACUGGUUUGUUCCCAACAUGUUGUCCGCUGCUGCUGCCAGUCCUGUAUCACUGUACUGAGAAAUUUAGUUGCUGAAAAUGAAAACCAAAGUUUACCCAGAAGAGACUCUUGUUACUGUGACACGUCACAACUUAUUUGGUUUGAAGACUUUUGUAAAACUACUUUUUACUGUAGUCUGAUGCACUUAUGAACCGAAUUUUAAUGAUUGUGCUUCCUGUAUUUUAAUAACUUGUUACUCAGUAAUAAUCAGUCUUAUUAGAUAUAUAUUUUUCUACACAUCUGUUUGAUGACCUUAUAGCAGUGUUACUACUACUACUUUAUAUACAGCUGUGGACUUAAACUUAUAAAAUACAUGCUCCAUAAGCUGAUUUAUAUUGUAAAUGUAACUGCUAUUUAAGGGAAAUAUGACUCAUAUUCAGUAACAAGCCCGAAAGAAAAGCCAAAAACAAUUUUUUCAUCACAAUUAUCAACGAGGCAAAGGGUAACACAAAGCUGAUCUGGGAACACAGUAAGAAUGUUAUGGGAAUUGGUCACAGGCCUAAGAAACAGUUAGAGUUGAACCUGAAUGGUGAAUUGAUACAAGACCCAGCACAGAUUGCCGUGGCCUUCAACCAAUAUUUCAUCAACUCUGUGGCUGAAAUCGUACAGAAUUUCCCUCAGACAACUAUCAAUACUCUUUAAGUAUAUGAAAGUGAGCCUUCCUUCCACAUCACACCCAUCUCUGAACUCAAAACCCAAGCACUUAACAACUCUCUCAAAACUUCAACAGCAAAGGAUAUCAAUGUUAUGGAAUGUAAAAUGCUUAAAUCCCUUAAAGAACAAUUAGCCUCACCCCAUCACACUAACUGUCAGUACUACAGGGGAUUUUACCAACUACCUGGAAAACCGCAAUUGUUAGUCCGAUAUUUAAGUCAGACGACCCACUGACCACUUGCAACUACCGCCCAAUCAGCAUCCUACCUGUGAUCUCCAAGAUUGCCGAGUUAUGUCUGUCAGAGCAGCUUGCCUCCUUCAUCAAUGUUGGUCCAUUCACUCUCCACCCCAUGCAGUUCAGCUUCAGGGCCCAUCACUCUGCUGAAACGGCCAGCUGCUUCUUCUUAAGGACGGUCAGAGCCAUGGCCGACAAGAGGGAUGUGGUUGGCGCUGUUUUCUUAGACCUUCGUAAGGCUUUUGACACUGUCAGUCGACACAUCCUCAUCACCAAACUGUCUGCCUUUAACUUCAACCCACUGACACGCAAAUGGAUUGAGUCAUACUUAAAUGGUAGAAAUCAACAUGUUUCUGUGAGCAAUCAUCGUCCUUCAAUUCUCAACCUUUGCCCUGGAGUACCACAAGGCUCUAUACUUGGUUGCUUCUGUUUAGUCUAUAUAUCAAUGAUCUACCAUCGGUUUGCCUGGAAAUCAACACACUAAUGUAUGCGGAUGACACAGUAAUAUGUUAACAUGCCAGGACGAAACAUCUGUCUGCUGCCAAACUCACCACAGCGAUGGAUCAAAUUACCAACUGGCUAAAUCACUCCUGCCUCCAACUUAACCUCAAUAAAACUGUAGGAAUGUUCUUCACUAAAACUCAAUAUAACAUCAUCCCGAAUAUCACAAUCUCCAGUAAAAACAUCAGUAUUGUUCCACAUUUCAAAUAUCUGUGCGUGAUAGGGUGAAGUUUAAUUUGGCCAAUUUUAAAUACAUCAGAAAUAAACUAUCUUUUAAUGCUGCUAAAUUGUUUAUGGACGCCAUGAUCUCGUCACAUCUCACAUACUGUUUAACAACAGCUCAACAUUACAACCAUUACCAAACUUGUCAAAAAAAACCAUUAAAGUACAACAGUUCACACAUCUACUGAGCUGGGAAGACAUAAUCAAAUGCAAAAUCAAAAAUCCUGUAUAACAUCACUCCUCCCCCUCUCAACUCAUUCAUCAUAACAGCAGUCAAACCACUAGAAGCACCACAAGAGGUGACCUUAUGACCCCAUUCAGAAAAAGAACAUGUGAUCAAUUAUCAUUCUCAGUCAGAGCCAUACAAAACUGCAAUUCACUGCCCGCCAUUAUCAAAGACAUAAAUACAAACUCCACCUUCACCAAACACCUCAAAACAUGGCUAUCAGAUAACUGUAACUGCAAACAUUAACCCCCGUCAAACGAGAUAUGUGACGUAGUCAUUAACUGUUGCUGCUCCAUGCCUUGUAUGUACCAUUUUUUAAUUUGGAUUUUAUUUAACUUUUUUU
This is a messenger RNA of Acanthopagrus latus (yellowfin seabream), 3558 nucleotides long. Its product is annotated as transcription initiation factor IIE subunit alpha-like. The transcript is spliced from 6 exons. Lineage: Eukaryota; Metazoa; Chordata; Actinopteri; Spariformes; Sparidae. Bases 1062 to 1307 code for a protein of 81 amino acids. The record is from RefSeq and is a predicted model, not a curated record.